Durio zibethinus is the source of this 2757-nucleotide messenger RNA. The record is from RefSeq and is a predicted model, not a curated record. NCBI's taxonomy places the organism in Eukaryota, Viridiplantae, Streptophyta, Magnoliopsida, Malvales, Malvaceae.
UGUGGUGAGCUCAAAUGUGUGCACAUGGCUUCUCUCAUUUCCAAGCUUUGAGACUGUAAAUCAAUACAGGGAAAACAAGGUUUUGUGGUUUUCAAGAGAAUAAGUUCCAGUGGGAAGGCCACCUGAUUUGUGUGUUUUUGAUCUAUGAAAAACCAAGCCCUUUCUUUUUGCCGAGUAUGUUUCUUUUUUAUCUAUGAAAGCCUUUCCUUCUUUUGAUGUAUGUCUUUUUUGUUCAUACGCAAGAAAUCAGUCGAAAAUUGGAAGCUUGAAACUGCCAACCAAGCCCUUCUUGCUUCUGCUUAUGCCCUUCAUCCUCAAAAACCCACUGUCAUGGAUUGUUGUUCUUGCCCAACUGAUCACGUUUGCUACCUUUUUGAUCUUCGGGUCCUUAUCGAUCCUCUUCACGUCUACUGUCUUGAUAUUGUCAACCGUUCUGUUCAUAAAACCCAAGUUGGUGGCGAAGAAACCCAAGUUCAUAUCAGAUUCAUGACUACCAAGUGAGAUCACCGGAUGUGCUAUCUGAAACUGAAUGCCUCGAUCAGUUAUCAACCACCGAGGAUUCUGAUGGAUGAUGAUGGAUCGAUAUCUGAUGAGGAUAGCCCUCAUUGAAAUCUCCCUCCCUGGAGGACAUUAUGUUAGCACAAUGAAGACGAGUAUAACUAGCAUGCAGCAGAAACUGGCAGAUUUCAUGCCUGAAUCUGUUUUCCAGCAAUGGAGUCCAAUGGAGCUCUUGGCAAAGUUCAAUGACAUGAAUGAGGAAGAGAACCUGAUUGAGAUUGACAUAUCCAUGGGUUCCAAGUAUUCCAGGCUUGAGAUCAUGAUCUUUUUACUUUUUUUAAAAUCACGCACGUUAAACAUCAAAGAUUCAUAAGCUGCCACGUGUGCCGACAGAAAGGAUAAUGUGUAGAUGAUGUGAUGAGUUGCCACUGUCAGCUGAAGCCAGCCAACAUCGCCAAGCUGCAUCAGCCGCCUAAAGAUUCUCUCGCGCUUGGAAAACGCACUCUCUUAUUUUCACCACGUGUCUUAAUUUCAAACCGUUUGAUCUCCGGGGCCCACUUGAAAUCUAACGACCCAAAUUCCACCUCCUGUCCACUCUUAUCGAUAAACAAACGGUCCACAUCUAACCACGUGUCUUCCCCGAUGCAUUAUUACCCCAUCGAUCCAACGGACCCUAACAACCCCUCUCUCUCUCUCUGUCUCCCUGCAUCCGAACCUCCCUUCCUCUUUCCCCGGAACUCCGUCUUACUUCCGACCAGCAACCAGCAUCAUCGUGAAAUCCCUACUUUACCCUCACCAAACCCCCAAAUUCUCCGCUAAUUUGUUGAAAAAUUGUCUGGGAUUUGUUGCUUUUUCUUUUAUUUUUUGAUGGCGGAUUCGGACAAUGAAUCGGGGGGACAUAACAACAGUGGAGGAAACGCUUACAGGGAAACGUCGGCACGUGAACAAGACAGGUUUUUACCGAUUGCAAACGUAAGCAGGAUCAUGAAAAAGGCGUUACCGGCAAACGCUAAGAUCUCCAAAGACGCCAAAGAAACGGUCCAAGAAUGCGUUUCUGAGUUCAUUAGUUUCAUCACCGGCGAAGCCUCCGACAAGUGUCAGCGCGAAAAGCGAAAGACAAUUAAUGGCGACGAUUUGCUUUGGGCCAUGACGACGCUUGGUUUCGAAGAGUAUGUGGAACCCUUGAAGAUUUACUUGCAGAAGUAUAGGGAGAUGGAAGGUGAGAAGAGCUCUAUGGGAAGGGGAGAAAAAGAUGGAGCCAGUGGUGGUUCCGCCGGCGGGUCAAGUAGCGGCGGUGGCGCUGCUGGAGGAGGGAGUGCUGGUACGGGCGGACUAGGGCCGGGUGGUGGUACUGGAUUUAACGGAGGAGGAUCGAUGUAUGGAGGGAUGAUGAUGAUGGGGCAUCAUCAAGGAAACCUGUACGGUUCCGGUGGGUUUCAUCAACAAAUGAGUGUGGGGAAAGGUGGUGCCCCCACCACCGCUAGUGGUGGAGCUGCUUUAAGGUCAAGAUAGAUCGUGUUGUCUGGUGGGGGAGAUGGGUUAAGAAAUUGUUACUGUAGUAUUUAUUGAUUGAGUUUUUAAAUUUUAGUAUCAGCCAGGAUUAUCAUUACUACUUCUAAUUCAAUGGAAAUUACUAAAUUUAUGCAGAAAGUUUGAUCCUUUUUUCUCCCAUUUUCUUUGCUAUUCAAUGGAAAUUACUAAAGAACUUGACUUUCCAGCUUUCUUUCAGUUCUGGUUCGAUUCUAGCAUUGAAUUGGGAGAUGGAAAAUGUCAGGAAUAGUUUGAACUGAGAGGCUCUCUGACAGAUCUAAAAGAAAAGGGUAACUUUGUUCGGACAUGUUCUUUUUUAGGAAAGGGAGAGAAAUGUUGUGUUUUAUGUUCCCUCCCAACAUGUUUUUGCCAUUUGUUCUGUGCUUAUUGCUGAACUCUGGGUAAUAAAGAAAGGAGUGGUCAUUCUCAUCAAUGGAGAUAUUUUCUGUCGCAGAUUUCUCCAUCUGCUUUGCUUUCACAAUUCCAUUUUUAGGGUCAAUUCUUGAACUCUUUGAUUGCUUGCGUACGGGUGAAAUACUUGUAAUUUUAUGUGUGAUUGUUGCAUCAAUGAUUCAACGUAUAGAUGAUGUUGUACAGGAGCGGCUUUUUCUUGGUCAGGUUUUCCACUUGUUAAAACCAGAUUGAAUUGGAAGCAUAAACAUUCUCACGCUUUUCAGAGUCAACUUUCUGAUAAUAAUAGUAAUGUGGAUUAUAAGUAGUAAACUUCAG